GAAAGGCGAAGAAAAAGAGACGGAGCCUGAGAGACGGAGAAAGGGCGAGAGAGGAAGAAAGAGGCUGAAAGGGCGUGUUUCUGGAGCUGCCUUUCCCCUCCCCUUUCUCAGGUCCCUCGCUCCGGCUCUGCGCGCUCUCCGGCGGCAGCUCUCUCGGGGCGAAGCUAGGAAUAGGGUGGGAUUGUACCGGGCAGCCCCGCCGCCGCCGCCGCGGACAUAGCUGGGCUGGGAGAGGGCGGGGGUUCCCCGCCGGCAGCCGUGCCGGGCGCCCCUCGCCUCGUCGCGCUCUCCGCCUCGCUCUCCCCGACGUCCGGCCGGGAGGAGCGGGCAGCAUCGGAACCUCCCGCCCAGGGCGCCGCGGUCCGCGCUUCGCGCCUGCAGCCCCCCGGCCCCGGCGGGGCGCCCCUCCCCUCCCCACUUCGGCGCGCGGGGCACCCAGGCGGCUUCCGCCCUCCCCGGGCUGCGAGACCGGCCCCGGCGGACCGGCCGCCCGCAGCUCCAGCCAUGGGCUCGAGGCGCGUGCCCGGGCUCUGCCUGCUAGUCCUACUGGUCCACGCCCGCGCCGCCCAACACAGCAAAGCUGCGCAAGAUGUGGACGAGUGUGUGGAGGGGACUGACAACUGUCACAUCGAUGCCAUCUGCCAGAACACCCCGCGGUCCUACAAAUGCAUCUGCAAGUCUGGCUACACGGGAGAUGGCAAACACUGCAAAGACGUGGAUGAGUGUGAGCGGGAGGACAACGCAGGUUGCGUGCAUGACUGUGUCAACAUCCCUGGUAAUUACCGAUGCACCUGCUACGACGGAUUCCACCUGGCACACGAUGGACACAACUGUCUGGACGUGGACGAGUGUGCCGAGGGUAACGGUGGCUGCCAGCAGAGCUGCGUCAACAUGAUGGGCAGCUAUGAGUGCCACUGCCGGGAAGGCUUCUUCCUCAGCGACAACCAGCAUACCUGCAUCCAGCGGCCAGAAGAAGGAAUGAACUGCAUGAACAAGAAUCACGGCUGUGCCCACAUCUGCCGCGAGACCCCAAAGGGAGGAAUCGCCUGUGAAUGCCGCCCUGGCUUCGAGCUCACCAAGAAUCAACGGGAUUGUAAAUUGACGUGCAACUAUGGUAACGGUGGCUGCCAGCACACAUGUGAUGACACAGAGCAGGGGCCCCGGUGCGGCUGCCAUGUCAAGUUUGUGCUCCACACGGACGGGAAGACGUGCAUCGGGGAAAGGCGGCUAGAGCAGCACAUCCCCACUCAGGCCGUUUCUAAUGAGACCUGUGCUGUCAACAAUGGGGGCUGCGACAGUAAGUGCCACGAUGCAGCCACCGGUGUGCACUGCAGCUGCCCUGUGGGCUUCAUGCUGCAGCCAGACCGGAAGACCUGCAAAGACAUAGACGAGUGCCGCCUGAACAAUGGGGGCUGUGACCACAUUUGCCGCAACACAGUGGGCAGCUUUGAAUGCAGCUGCAAGAAGGGCUAUAAGCUUCUCAUCAACGAGAGGAACUGCCAGGAUAUAGACGAGUGUUCCUUUGAUCGCACCUGUGACCACGUAUGUGUCAACACACCAGGAAGCUUCCAGUGUCUCUGCCAUCGUGGCUACCUGCUGUAUGGUGUCACUCACUGUGGGGAUGUGGAUGAAUGCAGCAUCAACCGAGGAGGUUGCCGCUUUGGCUGCAUCAACACUCCUGGCAGCUACCAGUGUACCUGCCCAGCAGGCCACGGCCGGCUGCACUGGAACGGCAAGGACUGCACAGAGCCAGUGAAGUGUCAGGGCAGUCCUGGGGCCUCGAAAGCCAUGCUCAGUUGCAACCGGUCCGGCAAGAAGGACACCUGUGCCCUGACCUGCCCCUCCCGGGCCCGAUUUUUGCCAGAGUCUGAGAAUGGCUUCACAGUGAGCUGCGGCACUCCCAGCCCCAAGGCUGCUCCAGCCCGAGCCAGCCAACAUGGGAACAGCACAAACUCUAACCAAUGCCAUGAGACUGCAGUGCUGUCAGUGAAACAGCGGGCCUCCUUCAAGAUCAAGGACGCCAAAUGCCGUUUGCACCUGCGCAACAAAGGCAAAAUGGAGGAGGCUGGCAGAAUUCCAGGGCCAGGUGGUGCCCCCUGCUCUGACUGCCAGGUUACCUUCAUCCACCUCAAGUGUGACUCCUCUCGGAAGGGCAAGGGCCGGAGAGCCCGGACCCCUCCAGGCAAGGAGGUCACCCGGCUCACCCUGGAACUGGAGGCAGAGGUCAGAGCCGAAGAAAUCACAGCGGGCUGUGGGCUGCCCUGCCUCCGGCAGCGGAUGGAACGUCGACUGAAAGGGUCCUUGAAGAUGCUCAGAAAGUCCAUCAACCAGGAUCGCUUCCUGCUACGCCUGGCAGGCCUUGACUAUGAGCUGGCCCACAAGCCAGGCCCAGCACCCGGGGAACGAGCAGAGUUGGUGGAGGCCUGUAGGCCUGGGCAGCACCGUUCUGGGGCCAAGUGUGUCAGCUGCCCGCAGGGAACGUAUUACCACGGCCAGACGGAGCAGUGUGUGCCAUGCCCAGCGGGCACCUUCCAGGAGAGAGAAGGGCAACUCUCCUGCGACCUUUGCCCUGGAAGUGAUGCCCACGGGCCUCUUGGAGCCACCAACAUCACUACGUGUGCAGGUCAGUGCCCACCUGGCCAACACUCCACAGAUGGGUUCAAACCCUGCCAGCCAUGUCCACGUGGCACCUACCAACCUGAAGCAGGACGGACCCUGUGCUUCCCAUGUGGCGGGGGCCUGACCACCAAGCAUGAGGGGGCCAUCUCCUUCCAGGACUGUGACACCAAAGUCCAGUGCUCCCCAGGGCACUACUACAACACCAGCAUCCACCGCUGUAUCCGCUGUGCCAUGGGCUCCUAUCAGCCGGACUUCCGUCAGAACUUCUGCACUCGCUGUCCAGGAAAUACAAGCACUGACUUUGAUGGCUCUACCAGUGUGGCCCAGUGCAAGAAUCGCCAGUGUGGUGGGGAGCUAGGUGAGUUCACUGGCUAUAUCGAGUCCCCAAACUACCCGGGCAACUACCCAGCCGGCGUGGAGUGCAUCUGGAACAUCAACCCCCCACCCAAGCGCAAGAUCCUUAUCGUGGUACCUGAGAUCUUCCUGCCAUCUGAGGACGAGUGUGGGGACGUCCUCGUCAUGAGAAAGAACUCCUCCCCAUCCUCCAUUACCACUUACGAGACUUGCCAGACCUACGAACGCCCCAUCGCCUUCACGGCCCGAUCCAGGAAGCUCUGGAUCAACUUCAAGACCAGCGAGGCCAACAGCGCCCGUGGCUUUCAGAUCCCCUAUGUUACCUACGAUGAAGACUACGAGCAGCUAGUAGAAGACAUUGUGCGAGAUGGCCGGCUCUAUGCCUCUGAAAACCACCAGGAAAUUUUAAAGGACAAGAAGCUCAUCAAGGCCUUCUUUGAGGUGCUGGCCCACCCCCAGAACUACUUCAAGUACACAGAGAAACACAAGGAGAUGCUGCCAAAAUCUUUCAUCAAGCUGCUCCGCUCCAAAGUUUCCAGCUUCCUGAGGCCUUACAAAUAGUGCCCCGAAAUCCAGAGAUCCAGGUUUUGAAGCCCCCAGACUCCUCAGCCCUGAGCUGACAGCCCCCACCCCCAGACAAGGAACCCUCCCCUCUCUCUUUGGAGAAAAAAACAUAUCACUACACAGACCAGGCACUCUCCUUCUCUUCGUUUCCUUUCUUCACUGUUCUCGUUUGUCCUAUGUGCUCCCUGAAAAGGCUAUUCAGUGCUGGCUUUAUCCCCCAGUAGGGGUGAAGGAACAGUACAGCUCAUAUCCCUGGGCCCAGCAGCUUCGAAGGAAGUGAGCCUAGUUGAGUACGGGGAAGGCAAAGAGGGGCUUCUGCCAUUACAGGGUUGUGCCUUGCUAGUUGGGAGCCCAACUGUCCCCUGACUGUGCUCCCUAGGGUUACUCUAGCAGCCCAGGGUCCUGCCAAAGAAACCUUCGGCUUCCAAGCUUAAUGCCACCAGCACUCCUCUGGGGCACAUGGCUUGUGUCCUAGAUCACCUACGUGGCUGGCUUUCUUAUCUAUACAGUCCUUUCCUUCUUCCCUCCAUGUCUUUGCCCAAGGUCCACUCCAUAAGGAUUUACAAGUGGCCCACGUCACUGGGCUAGUGGACACAAGCCAAAUGAGGAAAGCGACAGGAAUUACCAUGCUGAAUGUGCCACGGUGGCUCCCUGAGAGAGACUAUGGCUCUGCAGGACAGAUACCAGGUUCUCAAGUAUCACUAAAAAAAACCGAAACAGAAAGAAAACAUAUUAUCUAAAGGACGAGACUAGAGAACAACUGGAAGCCAGCCUCAAACACUAAUGCCUUUUCUUACUUGUCUUCCCUGGCCCAGCUAUCCCCUCAGCCCCACACAAGUGCUCCCUGGGGGAGCCCUUCUCCCCUUGCUGAAUGUCCCUAAAGAAGCGUGGCUGUUGACCUGAAGCCAGCUGGGCUUCACCCAACAGUUGUCUUUCCCUUUGUAGCCCCAGGUGGCUUGAGGGCUCCACCAAAGAGGACCCCCGCUCUGCAGCCAGCCUGGAGCCACCUACCUCUGGCCUCAGGCUGUGGGCAACAAGAGGAGUACGUGUGCACCCGACAAGCCUCCUGCCCACCCUGUCCACAUCUAAUAAGUGCAAUCAUUUUGAGUCUAUGUUGUCUAGAGGGAGGAGUUUUUGUCUUCUGGUAUUGUUUUGUUUUGUUUUUUGUUUCUUUUUCUUCAAUUAGAACAACCCUAUUUAUAGCUGCCCAGGAGUGAAGACUGUAUGUUUGGAGUGGAAGAAUAUCAAUUUUGAAUCUCACGAACCUUGAGUGCUGGAGCAUCUGUCUGUCUCUAUUCCAGUAGCGGCCACCCAGACCUCCAGGGCCCUCAGCCGGGGGAACCCCAGGGCUGUAACUCAGAGGUAUCUGAUGUGUAGGAUGGGAAUUCUGGCAACCUGAUGGAGCAUUAGGAGAGGUGCAUGCGUUUGUUAAGCGUAUGCUGCCAUCACUAUGCCUCUCCAUGGACUCAGCACGGACCUUCUGAUUACUGAGGCCAAUGGAAUGGGUCAGUGAUUCUCUACCCCAAAUAGGGAACACCUGCACCUCUUCCCUGUCUUCAUCCUAUUUUCUGCUGGUGUGCACAUGGAAGAGGACCAGGACAAACCACCUGGGGAUGGGCUGACUCCAUCCUGAGGCCAGAGACAAGGCUUGGGAGCCAAGAAUACGACACAAAGUUGGCAAGGGCACCAGAUAUUUGCCUGACCCUGGCCGCUUCCCUCUCAAAGUUCACUUCAAGCCUAGCUUUCUCGACUACUGUUUUGCAAAAGAAGAAUCGAGUGCAUGAUGAGGCCCAGAUCUUAGACACACUCUGCCCUCAUUCCAGCUGCCUGUAAGAUUAUUUUCUAUUUGCUCUUUCUAGUUUCCCCAAAGCUAUAGUCCUAAUCUGAGGUUACCAACAGACCCUUCAGGUCCAUUUCUAGGUGACUGUCCCAAGCUAUUGUUCUCCUAGGAAACUUAACUAGAGGAGCCUGAUGCCCACCUUUCACUCAUGGGCCAAAACUGCUUUAGCAGUGAAUAGCACUGACACCGCUAGAUCCCCUGACACCUGUUAGCCAAUACUGCAGCUCUUGGUGGAGUGUCUGGCUGUCUUUGUCUCCCUGGGUCAGAGGGCCACUGUAAAGGUGCAAAAUGACUUUUCCAAGCAGGGGAAAUAGAAAGUGCCAUAAAGAUUGUUUUAGUUGCCUUCGACCAUCCUAGAAUUACCUUCUGAUUCCUUUUCCCCUGCCACUUUGUCUCUUAGAAAGACAAAAUUGCUCUCCAUGUAUGCCUUCAGGGUCUGAUGGCUCCCUUCCUUUCCUGUCAUGUCAUACAUAUACAUACAUAUACUUCCUCCAGCCGUUUAUUCCGUGGUUUAAGGGACACAAACAAGUUGCACAGUCUGGAAAGUGUAGACCACUAGGCUUCUUGGUGAGCAGGUCAAGACCUGCUAUUGUCCACCAAGUUUAAUUUAGAUUUUCCGAGUUAGGGGUUAAGAACCCAGGCAAAGCUACUGCUGAACCUAUGGAGGGGGCUGGGCCUGGGGCAUCCAACUAGGGGUUAAGUGGACUGAAUGAGGAGUCGACACUCAGGGACUCUCUAGGCCUUUACAGGUCAGACAGAAAAGAGGUUUUUUACCAAUGGAGGGAAACAGGAAGAUGGUGUAAAUAACAAACAUUCAUGAACCAACCCAGAGGCCUCUCGCAGGGUGGGGUGCUUGCAGGGCCAUGUAUUAUGAGUUAUUCAUCUUAAUAGAAAACCUGCUCGGAUCUGCAUCGGGGAAUGGGAAGGUGUUCUCAUGAAGCACAAAAUGAUUGCAUACCAGAAAGGCACUUAGCUCCUCAGCAACACGGCAACUCCUCUUUACUUCUCCGCGCCCCUUUUCCCAUAUUAUCAGGCUAGGCCCAUUCCCGACUUAUGACUUAAGAGAACUCAGUCAGGAGAAAACUGAUCCGAGCCUGGACAUAAGCUGCCCAUCCCAAGCAUAGAAAUCCCCAAAUGCUCGACCUUGAGCUGUGACUGCUCUGACAUCCCUGGAGUUUGGUCAGUUUGAGAUGGUGGAGACCCAGAUUUAUGGCUGUAAGUUCAGUAGUACAGGCCUCAUCUUUGGCCCUAAUGAAACGUUGUGUGCCUGAGAAGUGUUCUCCAUUUGCAUAUUCAAGGUGAUUCUGGAAUGGAUUAGGAGGUCCCAUCUCAAAAUGUUAAAGAGCAUUCAAAUUUUUAUAUUUGCUACCUAACCUCAAUACAACAGCUUCUAAAUGGAGAACAGCAGCAAAGUAUAACUGACCAUAAGCAGAAAAUGUUUCCUUGCCUGGCUUCUUUCUUAAGCACCGUAAAAGAAAAAUGAAGCAAACAACAAAAGUAUAUCUUUAAAUGUGACCUGUCUCAAAGGUAGCAUACCCUGUCCUUGGGCCACUAUUUGGACUAGGAAUUCUUUAAGAAAAUAUAUGAUUAGAGGGAAUAGAAGCCCCAGUUGUUAUAAGCUUAUCUAAACAACACAGAUUGUAGCAGUUUGGACAAACUGAAAACUUUAUUCUUCUGUGUGAGUUCAACCGAAGUUUCAGAGAAUCAUCAUCAUCAUGUGGGAGGCUUUUUUUUUUAAAGCAGAAGAAAAUUAAAAAUAUUGUAUUUAUAUCAGCCUUCCACUGCUGCCAAUAUAGUAAACACCUCCUACACAAUCAACAAUAAACAUCAAAUGAUGCAGUUCAUAGAGUAUUUUGCACUUGGGGAAAAGUAUGUAUCUGAACUUGUAAAAAGAAAUGUUUGGGUUUUGUAUUGUCUUUUUUAUUAUUAUUAUUAAAAUACGAAAUGAAACUUC
Oryctolagus cuniculus (rabbit) is the source of this 7331-nucleotide messenger RNA. RefSeq names its product signal peptide, CUB domain and EGF like domain containing 3 (gene SCUBE3). The record is from RefSeq and is a predicted model, not a curated record. Gene Ontology annotation, molecular function: calcium ion binding. Gene Ontology annotation, biological process: signal transduction. Gene Ontology annotation, cellular component: cell surface. NCBI's taxonomy places the organism in Eukaryota, Metazoa, Chordata, Mammalia, Lagomorpha, Leporidae.